AUGUCGGAUGAAUCAGUGCGUUCUUGUAUUUUGGGUCUUUUACGUCUAACAAAACCGCAUAGCGCUCAGCUGAGACGCAGGUGUAACGACCUAUGGUGUUACGAGUUGCUGCGUUUAUCGGGUGCUCGACUCGUGAACAGACUUAAAUACGUGAUCUGUUGGGCCCCUUUACGUGCUCUAGUGGUGGCCUAUAACAGAGAGGCCUUGUCGGUGAAAUCAGAUGUAAGUACCAUUAUCACGAUAAAUCACUGUUGUUGGCGAUUAGCAAUACAACAGCUAUUUUUUUUUACCAUAGGCUAUCGGCAGUUUUACGAUGCGGGGAGUGACGAAGAAGAGUCUCUCGCUGAGGCGACGAGAGCUGUGGAGGAAACGGAUCUAGAGCGUCAAACAGCCCUCUACCAACCGCUGCAUGAGGAGGGGGUAGGGGAAGAACCUAGAGCGAGCACCUCGGCAGCCCCUGCCGAGACGAUACCGCAGCAUUUUACCAUAUAUCGGCCGUUUUACGACGCUGUGAGUGACGAAGAAGAAGAGGCUCUCGCUGAGACGACGAGAGCUGCGGUGGAAGCGGAUCUAGAGCAUCAAACCGCCCUCUACCAACCGCAGCAUGAGGAGAGGGCCGAGGAAGAGCCUAGAGCGAGCACCUCGGCAACCUCGGCCGAGCCGGUACCGCUGCAGCCCGAAUUUGAUGACGACGAGGCGUCGACUAUUCUCAACCCCUCCUUGAUGUUUAGCGAUCGGUCUGAUAUACUGGCUGUGUACCGGCACACCAGAGCUAACGAUGACGACGGAGCGAUAGCGGGUCCAUCGCAUCACCACCAUCGUCAGCAGGAAGAUGAUGACCUCGUACAACCCGAGAAUCAGCUGGGGGUGUACCCGCUGGACGUUCAACAGGCGGAGGAGGAGGAGGAGGAGGGGGAGGAGGAGGAGCGUCUAAACGAGGAGCGAUUAGAAGCCAGACGCUUCGGCCUAUGGUUUCAAGAGCUGAUGGAGUGUGAUUCAGGGUACUCGUCAGCUGACUCGUCAGCUGUCUCGUUAUUGGCGUACCGCGAUUAG
Venturia canescens is the source of this 1053-nucleotide messenger RNA. RefSeq lists its product as uncharacterized. Lineage: Eukaryota; Metazoa; Arthropoda; Insecta; Hymenoptera; Ichneumonidae. The transcript is spliced from 6 exons. Bases 1 to 1053 code for a protein of 350 amino acids. The record is from RefSeq and is a predicted model, not a curated record.